AUGAAAUGUAAAAUUAUCCCGCGCCGGCGGCGUCGCCGCCCGUUGUCCUCAAGGAAUGAAUCAACCAGAUCUUCGCGAAAACAACCAAAUUCCAGGACGUCGUCAAGGAGAUCAAGGAUAUCCAAGGCAUCUCAACGCUCCAUUGAGACUCAAGAUGUGGAGAACGAGGAGUAUCGGAGUGAAGGGAUCGAUUACUGGUUCAAUGUUUUGUUAUGCCGAGGGGAUCUGGCUAACGAACGAUUUGAAGCGAGGCCGGUUGGGUUUAUGCAAAUGGUAAGGCGUUGCUAACCUUGAAAAUGGCAUUGUAAAAUACGAUCUUCAGCAACCUGUCUUUAAUAAACCAAUUAUUUUCUAUUUAUUUCAGUUUACCCAUUGUCGAUCGGACGACAGAUUUUUGCUUUAUCUGGGAAUUAUUGCCUCAGUAAUCAGCGGAGUCGCCAAUCCUUUGGGACUAUUUAUGAUCGGCAACUUGGCAGAUGCAAUGAUCGUCUUCAAGCAGGUAAAGAAAGCCCUUACCUCUUUCUUGCAACUUUUAGGACGGUAAUGUCGCGAAUCUCUGGACAGACGCUUUAUUUUACAUUGAAUUGAGUGUUGCAAUUGGAGUUUUACUAAUUUUGGUGUCUUUUACUCAAUGUUAUUGCCUCAAGAAGGUCGGAACAAACACUUGUGCGAUCUUGAAGUCCCUUUACAUUUACGGAAUUCUCCGGCAAGAUGCUUAUUUCUUUGACAAAAACAAAUUCGGAAGUCUGAAUAGUCAAUUGACAAAGUGAGUGAGAUUUAAUGUUGUUUCCAAAGUUGUUUAGCAAUGUGAAUGUGGUUGGCGACGGUAUUGGAAACAAAUUUGGUUUGUUGAUUCGUGGAAUGACAUCCUUCGGUACAAUCAUAGCCAUUUCUUUUUAUUACAGCUGGAGGAUUACAUUGGUGAUGAUCGGAGGAGCUCCGGUUUCUUGUCUGAUCAUCUCGCUGAUGGCAAACGUAAGUCAGAUCCAACCUCCACAUAGAGAGCCAGUUUUUAUCCCACGUAUAUGACAUUCUUCGGUUAUCCUUUCCGGCCCAUUGCGCCUUCUUACUUCAAGUUUCAGGUCAUUAACAAAUUUACCGUCGCCCAAUCCCGUUGCAUCGACAAAUCCGGCGCUCUUUUACAAGAUUCCAUUAUGAAUGUGCGCACAGUUCAGUCCUGUAACGGUCAAAAUCAAAUCGUCCUCAAAUACAGUAACCUCCUAAGGUCAGGCCGUCGCUUUGGGAUCAAAGGCUUCAUUGCCCAUGGGAUUUUCGAUGGGAUCUUUUUUAUCGUUGUUUAUCUUUUUUAUGCUGGAGGAAUUUACGUUGGAGGCUUGCUCUAUUACGACAAACUUGUGUCGGCUGCUGAUGUCUUCGUUGUGACCAGUUUGAUGAUGAGCGGAACUUAUUUUUUGGGGUCGAUGAGCCCUCAUUUCAUGGCCGUUUUCAAGGCCAGAGUUGCGACGGCUGUUCUCUACAAGAAGAUCAAUCGGGUACCGCAAAUUGAUUGUUACAGUACCGAAGGGCAUGUACUCUUUAGAUCAAGAGGAAAAUUGGAAUUCAGAGGUGUCAAAUUUUCUUAUCCUGGGAAAAGAAGGAAUGAAGUUUUGAAGGGGAUCAAUUGGAUCGUAGAGCCGGGGGAAACUGUCGCCAUCGUCGGGAAAAAUGGCUGUGGAAAAAGCACCUCAGUAAGCAAAUUAUGGAUUUUGCCUCUGCUACUAUACAUGUACACCAAAUAAUUUUAGGUGAAUUUGUUAACCCGAGUGUAUGAUUGCACAGAUGGGCAGGUCUUGGUCGACGAUCGGGACAUCAAAACUUUGAAACUUCAUUCUCUUCGCAAAGCGAUUGGACUGAUUCCACAAGAGCCCGUCUUGUUCACGGGAACCAUUGCGGAUAAUAUUCAACUGGGUAACGCGCAUAUCAGCAAACAGCGAAUUGCACGGGCUUGUCAAAUGGCCAAUGCGCAUGCGUUCAUCAAAGAGCUGAGGAAGGUAAGGGCGGGGCCGAAGGAAGGCUUAACGAUUCUCUACUCUUCUUGACUCCAUUUCAUCUUCAGGGUUAUCUAACCGAAGUUGGCUCCGGAGGCGUCCAGCUUUCGGUUGGUCAAAAGCAACGGAUUGUAAUUGCUCGGGCAAUCGCUAAUAACCCCAAAAUAUUGCUCAUCGAUGAAGCCACCUCCGGUCUAGAUGCUGAAUCCGAGGCGCACGUUCAGAAAGGCCUGAAAAAUGCUUGCAGAAAUCGAACAACAAUCAUCAUUGCUCAUCGAAUGACAACUCUAAAAAACGCAAAGAAAAUCAUUGUUAUGGAUGAGGGAAAGGUGGCUGAUAUUGGAACUCAUGAAGAGCUGAUGAAGAAGAAUGAAUAUUACAAGGAGAUGGUGGAAACACAGAGCUUUGGAGAGGAAGACGUUAUUUUAGAUGAGGAGGAGACCGCGUUGGAGGAGGAGGAAGAGUACGACCAGUAUUGGACUGAGGAGAUUGAUGAGUUGUUCAGACAAACUGUCCAUGCUCUGCAGGCUCCAAUGUUCAGAGGAAUGGCGUUACAAAGUAAUAGAUAGAUAACAACUACUCAAUCUUUGCAGAUAAAUGCCUUGACUCUACGACAGAACUUUCUGUGAAAAUUUCCCGCGCAGGAACGGAUCCGGAUCUCCAUACGCGAACACCGAUACGGCUGUUACAACUCUACUCAACUUGCCAAUCACAUUAUGCCACGCUGAUCGCGGCCAUCAUCUUCAGUUGUCUUCGCGGUGCGGAAGUCGCUUUAUGGAUAGUGAUUUCAAAGUUUUUAUUCUCAAUUCUCGCCGAUGUUGACUCUCCGACGUUCCAUGAAGAUCUUCUUCGUGUGUCGUUGUCUUCAGUCGGACUUGGAGUCUACUCAUUUGUGGUUAUUGUUUUGUCGGUAAGUCUUCACAAACUUCUGGGUUUCCUGUGACAGAAUAAGGGCUCUUUUUAGGUCUUAUGUCAUGGCUCCUUGACGGAGCAAGUCGUCGAUUCUUUGAAGACCCGAGCAUUGAAGUCUGUUCUCCAUCAAGGCGGUCCGUAUUUUGAUGAACCAGACACUUCUCCCUCCCGUUUGGUUCAUCGGAUUACCAGCGAUACUCAGAAGAUUCGACCGGUAAGGCAUACUAUCUAAACAACAGUUUUGUUAACUUUUGGCAAAAGUCCAUAAGAAUACCUUUGCAGGAAACCUUAUCAUAAAAUAAGUUAAUCUUAAACGGGCUGCUUGAAACUAUAGCUCAAAUGGACGUUUUUAGAUGGGAGUUGAUCCAUCUGUUAUUUUUAUUACACUGCCUUCGUUACCCCGGAAUCUAAUAGACCACUUUUCAGGCCUUGGACCUCCGUCUCCACCAAGUCAUCAACAAUGGAUUCUGUUCAUUUGUCCAAUUAAUUGUAGCAUUUCUUUACUCCUGGGAAGUUGCCUUAGCCGGUGUUAUUUACUACGCUCUGCUCUACUUUUUACUCGUCUUUUGCAGUAAAAAAAUGCAAAUAGCAGUUGCCGCAAAAAUGAAAAAUGAUAAAACCGGGCAGACAGCCAUUGAAAUCAUCGAAAAUACAAGGACAAUUCAAUUGCUGGUCAAGGAAGAGUACUUUUUGGAUUUGUAUAUCAAGAGCAUCAGGGAGAAUUUGAAGCUGGAAAAGAAAGUAAAUCAAGCUUAGUACGGUAUAGUUAUUCUUAGUGUUGUUUCUACGAGUCUCUGGUGUACACUCUAACACAAAGUUCGAUGCAUAUUGUAAAUGGCGUGGUGUUUUUGGUUGGGAUUUAUUUGAUCGCCGAAAGAGGGUAUUCCAUUGACAAUAUUUACAUGUGAGUGAUAUGGUAAAAGGGCUAGACAAGUCCAAUACUUAAUAUUGUUGUAGGUCUGCAGCAAUUAUGAGCAUUCUGUGUUGGUCAGUGUUCUUCAUCAGCAUCUCGUUUAGCGAUAUUUUGCAUGCUGUUCCAGCUGCCCAAAGUCUGAUCGAGAUCAUCAAGGAAAGGCCUGUUGUGGACGAAAAUGAAAAGGAUGGAUUAUUAACUGUAAGAGGGCAUUGUAAAGAGCUCAUUCUCUGCUCGUCAAGCCUUUCUCGUGUAUUUAAUUUUGUGAUUUUUGAAACGACUAACUUUAGAAAGUCGACGGUUCAGUCCAAGCUCUUCAAUUAUCAUUCGCGUAUCCAAUGGCCCCUCACAAGAAUAUCAUCCAAGACUUCGCUCUCUUCGCCGAUCCUGGCCAAACUAUUGGCAUCUGUGGUCCUAGCGGAACUGGGAAGAGCACGUUUCUUUGGCUGCUCCAACGAUUCUACGAUCCGGAUUUUGGAACAAUAGUAAUCUUUUUCAAAAUUCUCAGUUUUUUUUGGCAUCUUAAUUCAUAGCAGAUUUUUUUGAGGCAAUCGACGACAUCCAACUCCAUCGUUUCCAACUAUCCGCCUUAAGAAAUCAGAUGGGACUUGUCACACAAGAGCCCGUGUUGUUUGCUGGAACGAUCACAGAAAACAUCUUGAUGGGGACAACUGAAGCCAACAUUGAUGAUGUUGUAGAGGCUUGUCGCAUCGCUCAUGCUAAGAAAUUCAUUGAGAAACUGCCAGAGGUAACCAAAGCAACUUUUGAGAAUUUGCUCUUUUUGCUGAUAAUUCAACUUAUAGUCCACGACUUUUGGAUGACUCUGUGCCUUCUGAUUACUUUUUUUAGGGCUAUGAAACAGAAUGCGGUGAAAAAGGAAACCGUCUUUCCGGCGGCCAGCGUCAACGAAUUGCCAUAGCCAGAGCCCUGAUUCGCCAGCCAAGGAUCUUACUGUUAGACGAAGCAACUUCAGCAAUGGAUUCGAUGAGCGAACGAUCCGUGCAAAAGGCAUUACAUGCGGCUUCAAAAGGACGGACUACGAUUACAGUGGCUCACAAAUUAGUAACUCUAAUCAACGCGGAUAGGAUUUAUUACAUCGAAAAUGGGCGGAUCAGAGAAUGUGGAGAUCAUAAACAAUUAAUGGAGAUGAAUGGAAGAUAUGCAGCUAUGGCCAGGAGACAAAAUUUACAUUUUUUGAAAGAAGACAAGCAGUAA
This is a messenger RNA of Bursaphelenchus xylophilus (pine wood nematode), 5028 nucleotides long. Lineage: Eukaryota; Metazoa; Nematoda; Chromadorea; Rhabditida; Aphelenchoididae. The record is from the annotation of a GenBank genome assembly.